This is a messenger RNA of Panicum hallii, 1196 nucleotides long. RefSeq names its product aquaporin NIP1-3-like. Gene Ontology annotation, biological process: transmembrane transport. Bases 142 to 987 code for a protein of 281 amino acids. Gene Ontology annotation, cellular component: membrane. NCBI's taxonomy places the organism in Eukaryota, Viridiplantae, Streptophyta, Magnoliopsida, Poales, Poaceae. The transcript is spliced from 4 exons. Gene Ontology annotation, molecular function: channel activity. The record is from RefSeq and is a predicted model, not a curated record.
UUAGGAGACAUGCAGCUCGCCAUCUAGCCUGGAAGCCUGGAACUGGACCCCAUAAAUAGUGCUUAGACCAAGCUGCUGCUUCUCAUCUUCUUCCUCCUUGCAACACGGAGAGGCUAGCUGCUGCUGCUGCUGCAGGCAGAGAUGGCGGGAGCAGAGCUUGCAAACGGCCUGCACGAGAGCACCGUGAACAUGGAGGAAGGCAGAGGAGGAGGAGGUGAAGCAUACAGUGAGAGCUCGGAGCAGGAUGGAGCCGUCAGCCGCCCCAUGUUCUCCGUCCCGUUCGUGCAGAAGAUCCUCGCCGAGAUCUUCGGGACCUACUUCCUGAUCUUCGCCGGGUGCGCGGCGGUGGCGGUGAACCUGCGCACGGGCGGCACGGUGACGUUCCCGGGCAUCUGCAUCGUCUGGGGCCUCGCCGUGAUGGUGAUGGUGUACUCCGUGGGCCACAUCUCCGGCGCGCACCUCAACCCCGCCGUCUCCGUCGCCUUCGCCACCUGCGGCCGCUUCCCGUGGAGGCAGGUGCCGGCGUACGCGGCGGCGCAGGUCAUGGGCGCGACAGCCGCCAGCCUGACGCUGCGGCUGCUGUUCGGGAACGCGCGGGAGCACUUCUUCGGGACGGUGCCGGCGGGGUCGGACGUGCAGUCGCUGGUCAUCGAGCUCAUCAUCUCCUUCAACCUCAUGUUCGUCGUCUCCGGCGUCGCCACGGACAACAGAGCCAUUGGUGAACUCGCUGGCCUUGCCGUUGGAGCUACCGUCCUGCUAAACGUCCUCUUCGCAGGGCCUAUAUCAGGAGCGUCCAUGAACCCGGCGAGGACCCUGGGCCCGGCGAUCGUCGCCGGCCGCUACGCCGGCAUCUGGGUGUACUUCGCCGGGCCCAUCGUGGGGACGGUGGCCGGCGCGUGGGCCUACAACCUCAUCCGCUUCACCGACAAGCCCCUGCGAGAGAUCACCCAGACCUCCUCCUUCCUGCGAAGUGCCAGGAGGAACUAGCUUAGCACUUAGCAGACCCGGCCCUGAAGAUGGAUACAGUUAACAGUGGGUGGUGUUUCUUGUAGUGUUUGUAUACGGUGUGUGCUUUGCUGUGUUAGUUUAACCUCUGAAAGAUUGGGUCACCUAACUGAGGUAAUUUUUCUUUGUGAAGGAAGCAGUAACCUUUCUGAUAUCAGACCCUAAAAAACAAGUAAAAGAACAUGAAAUCA